CCCCCGCCGCGCCGCCGCCCCAGGCCGAGCGCGGGCGCGGAGCGUGGGAGCCAUGGCGCGCGAGGAGGAGCGGGACCCCGAGAGCCGGGAGGCGGCGGCGCGGGCGAGCGGCGAGGAGGAGGAGGAGGGAGGGGAGGAGGGACUGGGCGAUAGCUACGACGAGGGCGACGACGAGGAGACGGGCAGCGGAGAGGAGGAGGAAGAGGAGGCGGAGGCGGAGGCCGGGUGGGAGCGCAGCGAGGACGCGCGGCUGCUGCGCGCAGGGCUGCCUCCUGCCGCCGUCCCCGCCGCGGCCGCCCGCGAUAGGAGCGGCCGCCGCCCGCCGAGGCCGCCGCCUGGCCGCCAGAGGAUGCGGCCGCCCGGCGACGAGGACCGCGCGCGUCGCCGCCGCCGCCGCCGCCGCCGGAGGGACCUUCUGCUGAGCCAGCUCUGCUUCUUGGCCUCGGUGGCGCUGCUGCUCUGGUCGCUGUCGAGCCUGCGAGAGCAGAAGGAGCUUGACCUCAUGGACCUCAUAGGGGAAGACAGAAAGUGGAUGAUGGGGAGGAAGCUCAUGCAGGUGAACGACACUCUGACUUCUGAAGAUGCUGGACUCCGGAACGGCAAGAACUGCACCGAACCAGCCCUGCAUGAAUUCCCCAAUGACAUCUUCACCAACGAGGAUAGAAGACAAGGCGCGGUGGUCCUCCAUGUGCUCUGUGCCAUAUACAUGUUCUAUGCGCUGGCCAUUGUGUGUGAUGACUUCUUCGUCCCUUCCUUGGAAAAGAUCUGUGAGCGCCUGCACCUCAGUGAAGAUGUGGCUGGGGCCACAUUCAUGGCGGCGGGCAGUUCGGCCCCAGAGCUGUUCACAUCGGUCAUAGGGGUCUUCAUCACCAAAGGCGACGUGGGAGUUGGCACCAUCGUGGGCUCAGCGGUAUUCAACAUCCUGUGCAUCAUUGGUGUCUGUGGGCUCUUUGCUGGGCAGGUUGUGGCUCUUUCCUCCUGGUGCCUGCUGAGGGAUUCGAUUUACUACACGCUGUCUGUGAUCGCGCUCAUCGUGUUCAUUUAUGAUGAAAAAGUUUCCUGGUGGGAGUCUUUAGUCCUUGUGCUGAUGUAUCUUAUCUACAUUGUCAUCAUGAAAUAUAACGCUUGCAUACAUCAGUGCUUUGAGAGGAGGACAAAAGGUGCCGGGAACAUGGUCAACGGAUUGGCCAACAAUGCUGAAAUUGAUGACAGCAGCAACUGCGACGCAACUGUGGUGCUACUUAAGAAAGCAAAUUUCCACCGUAAAGCAUCAGUGAUCAUGGUGGACGAGCUGCUGUCGGCCUACCCACACCAGCUUUCCUUCUCUGAGGCUGGCCUUCGAAUCAUGAUCACCAGCCACUUUCCCCCCAAGACCCGGCUCUCCAUGGCCAGUCGCAUGUUGAUCAAUGAGAGACAAAGAUUGAUAAACAGCAGGGCUUAUACCAACGGGGAAUCCGAGGUGGCCAUCAAAAUCCCAAUUAAGCACACUGUGGAGAAUGGGACAGGGCCCAGCAGUGCCCCAGACAGGGGCGUGAAUGGGACACGGAGGGACGAUGUUGUGGCUGAGGCUGGCAACGAAACAGAAAAUGAAAAUGAGGACAAUGAGAAUGACGAGGAGGAAGAGGAGGACGAAGAUGAUGAUGAAGGACCAUACACGCCAUUCGACCCCCCCUCGGGUAAACUGGAAACAGUGAAAUGGGCGUUCACCUGGCCACUGAGUUUCGUCUUAUACUUCACUGUACCCAACUGCAACAAGCCGCGCUGGGAGAAAUGGUUCAUGGUGACGUUUGCUUCCUCCACGCUGUGGAUCGCAGCCUUCUCCUACAUGAUGGUGUGGAUGGUCACAAUCAUUGGUUACACCCUGGGGAUUCCUGAUGUCAUCAUGGGGAUCACCUUCCUGGCUGCCGGAACCAGCGUGCCUGACUGCAUGGCCAGCCUCAUUGUGGCCAGACAAGGGAUGGGAGACAUGGCCGUGUCCAACUCCAUUGGGAGCAACGUGUUUGACAUUCUGAUUGGCCUUGGUCUCCCCUGGGCUCUACAGACCCUGGCUGUGGAUUAUGGAUCCUACAUCCGGCUGAAUAGCAGGGGGCUGAUCUACUCUGUGGGCUUGCUCCUGGCCUCUGUUUUUGUCACGGUGUUCGGCGUCCACCUGAACAAGUGGCAGCUGGACAAGAAGCUGGGCUGUGGGUGCCUCCUCCUGUAUGGCGUGUUCCUGUGCUUCUCCAUCAUGACUGAGUUCAACGUGUUCACCUUCGUGAACCUGCCCAUGUGCGGGGACCACUGAGCUGCUGGGUGCCCGCAGAGGCUCAGUUCCUUCUUUUCUGUGCAAUACGAGACCUGGCCGCACCCCGAGUCACACAGGACCCCGGGGCCACGGCGUUCGUCUCUCCUGUGCUGUCCUCAGGCCUCCACUCCUGUUUUGGUGGCCCAGGCUCUCCCCUGCCCCAUCGUCACUUCCCCAAUCCUAGGGUCAUGCCUACCCACCCUUUCCUGCCUCCUCUGUGUGAAGACAUCCAACAUCCACAUGACUUUUCCAGCUCCAUUUUGGAACGGUGACUGAGAUUCUAGAAAAACUGGCUGCUAACUGGCCCGAGCCAGGCAACACUGAUUCCAAUCCCUCCUCCUUUUUUAAGUUAUUUGAUGGAAGACUCACCUAGUUUGUGACCUGAGACUGUUGAAGAAAUAGAGAGGAGGGGGCCCGUUGAUUACAGAGAGUGUUUGGGAUUUUGUUUGGUUUGGAGAUGAUGCCUAGGUUACUGGAUUUGGGGGGAUUGUUUUCUUUUGGGGGCCUUCCCCUUUUACUCCUUUUCUUCCAGAGAUCAAGAACUUCUCUUGCAUCUUCUUCCACUGGGCUCCGGAUUAAUCAAUGACCCAAAGGUUGCACCUGCCGUGUUGUCUGGGCUUGCAUCCCAGACGUGUUGGACUAUGCAUGGAUGUAGAGCUUUUUAGAGGAGCCACUGGGCAAGGCCACCGAGAACAAAUGCAUGACAUUUUAUAGCCAAGGACGCCUUGCUAAAGUCUUAUGGGCGUCCCCUGGGGUUGGGGGGCACAAUUGGAGGAAGAAGACAACUUCCCUCAUGUCCAUCAUCACCAUCUCUUUCUCACUAGGUUCUUUCUAGUUUUCAAGCAAUAGUUCUAGCCUGCCUUGGACAAGGGGGCCCUAGUUAAACUACCCAUCCAUGAGGUGCCAGGCAGUCAACAACAGAAGCUUCCCCGACUUGUGAGUCCCUGAGAUGCGCUCUUGUUGUUUGGCAUUUGGGGUGACAGGGAGUGACCCAGAGGCCACCACUGCUUUUCAUGCAGGAGUUACAGACACUGGUUUCUUGGAAAAUGGAGAGAAGCGCACUUUGCACAGACGUCGUCAAUUAAGUCCCAGUUUGCCACUUGGUAUUGAGUACACUGGACCCUGACCGCUGGCUCUUGGGCAAACGUCCUUCCUCACGGGGCGCCUCCGCCAAGCCGGCCCAGCUGCACCCCUCCCUUCCUGGAGGGAUGGCCAGGGAAGAAGCAAACAGAGAACUGACACCUUUGAAACCACAGAAUGUGUUACAUGCAGACUCGCUCAAGGGCGUAAGUUAUUGUGAACGUUUUUGCCAAUCACCGCUCAACAGCCCUGCUAGAUUUUGUAUGAUGCUGAAUUAUUACGCAGACUAAUUCCACCCAGUCAAGACACACCCAUGCUUGUUCACUUGUAUUUAUUGAAACUGUGGAUUCUUGCCCGUGCUGUCCCUUGUAUUUACUUUAAGCACUGAUCACUUAUCAUUCAUUCGGUAUGGUUUUCCCUGUCCCUUGUACACAUUCUGGUAUGAAUUUGUAAAAAAUAACCUGCUACAAAUUGGUUGAAUGUUUCUGUCUAUGAUGCGAGCCAGCAUUAACGAACGGGGCACGUGCCCAACUGAGGAACAGGAGAAGACAUCACCAAUUUGGGCUCUCAGAGCUAAGACACACUUAUUGAUUCUGUUGCACAUUUUGCACUGGUUUAUGGCGAUUGUUUUCUUGGACGGAUAGUGUAAAAUAAACUUCUCUGUUCUCUAUCCUUCCCAGAGCAGAGUGCAUUACUUUCUCCCCUGGAAGGCUGUGUGUUUUUCGUUGAGGAGAAUGGAUGCAAGGUAAAAUGUUUGCAGUCACUAUGUGUCCAGGUAUUUGCCACCUGCUGUUUCUGCGUUGCCUCACCUGGAAAGCUGGCGUAUGUGUGGCAGAUUAUGAGAAUGAAGUGGCCAGCUGUGGGUCCCCUGUAAAUCUUGAAGGGACUUUAGGCCUAUCAUCCUGUCAUAGAAUUCUAGAACUCCACCUGUCCUAGAAUACAUUAGUUAGGAAUUCAUUGUUUCCGUUGAACAUGAGAGAAGGAGCAUCACAGGACUGACAAUGACAUUCUGGAGUGGCCAAGUUCCCCCAUUCUGUCUGAUUUUAGUAGUUCUUAAUCGUGAAAAUUAGGAUUUCUCCAAAGCUGAUUCUUUAAAAGUGACAAUAACAUAGUUGUAAUAAGCCGUGUUCUGAUGCUAGGUGAUGCUCAAGAAAUAACUACCCAGAUCUAAAUUAGUAAACACAGACAGCUAAGCUUCCACCAGAAAUGCAGCAAAUUUGUUUAUAA
Molecule: messenger RNA, 4591 nt
Organism: Chlorocebus sabaeus (green monkey)
Lineage: Eukaryota; Metazoa; Chordata; Mammalia; Primates; Cercopithecidae
Gene: SLC24A3
Product: solute carrier family 24 member 3
Biological process (GO): intracellular calcium ion homeostasis; calcium ion transmembrane transport
Cellular component (GO): plasma membrane
Molecular function (GO): calcium, potassium:sodium antiporter activity; calcium channel activity
Source: RefSeq, a predicted model, not a curated record